This is a messenger RNA of Nycticebus coucang (slow loris), 7522 nucleotides long. RefSeq names its product zinc finger protein 548 (gene ZNF548). The transcript has 4 exons. Bases 3860 to 5506 code for a protein of 548 amino acids. The record is from RefSeq and is a predicted model, not a curated record. Gene Ontology annotation, biological process: regulation of DNA-templated transcription. NCBI's taxonomy places the organism in Eukaryota, Metazoa, Chordata, Mammalia, Primates, Lorisidae.
UACUUGCAGUGCCCAAAAGAAGUCUUCUUUUAAUCUCCUAUAAAGAGGAGGUUCUUUAGCAGGCUGUGAGCCAGUGUUAUUACUGAUCACUUGUGAAUGGAUAUGUCACUUUUAACAACACAGCUUACUUUUUUAUUUGAAUUUCUGAAUAUCCUUCCGUAUUUUAAAAAUCCAGGACAUUUGGAGUAGGAGAAAAAUUCUGCUGGAAGAACUAAUUAAAAGUGUAAUUCCUCUCCUUUCCUUUCUGUACUUCUUAGCUGCCUUAAUUUAUUUUUGGCUUUUUUUAUUCCUCAUUAAACUUAUUUUGCACAUUAGUGUUUACAAAUCUUAGCCAUCUUAACUCUGACAGAAGACUUACGACUAACCUUUGUUGAGUACCUUGUGGUCUUAUGUUGUCUCCUUUGCCCUUCAAGGAUUCUCACCCCACCCCUCCAGCAUUCCUGUAUACUGUUAGACAUGGAUAUACCUGUUUAUUGAGCUGCUUAGAGUCUUGGCUCUAGGACAGGCCAUUGCCAUUGUGUUGUCAAUUGAUCUUCAGUUUCAUCUAUUGAAGCUUUAGGCAUGGGUUUGAUAUUUGAAGUAAUAAACGUAGGUGUUAGAAAGCCUCCAUCCUGUGAGAGAAACUUUGGAGGGGCACUCUUUUGUCUCCAUUAUUAGUUAACAAAAGGUGCCUUUAGACCCCGUAUGUUACCAUGUCAUUUGGUCAAGCCCCUGAUACAUAAUUUCAUGUAAUUGUUAAAGUGGGUCUAAUACAGUUGUGACUAAGCCCAUGUAUAAAAGCAUUAUCUGAUCUAAGGGUUUUUUUUUUUUUUUUUAAUCAUAGCUGUGGCUCUCUCCCCUCCUCUCUUUCCUCUCUCUCCCCCAUCCUUUCCUGUCUUCUUUCUCUCUGCUUUUCUCUCCUCCUUGAUGCUGCUCUUCAGCAUCCCUUUCUCGCCAAUAAAAACCUUUCGUACAAAAAAAAUAAAUAAAUCAUAGCUGUGUGCAUUAAUGCAAUCAAUGGGGUAAGGGUUGUUAGAUAACAACCCCAAAGUUGACAGACUUUGUGCAUCUGUCUUAAUGGCCAUCUUAGGAGCUUGUUACUCUCUUUAUGGGUAGCUCUAGACAUCAUUUUGGAAAGUUGCAGUCUGGCAUUUGUGCUACUGCUCAUUCUCUGAAGUUGUUCAUAACUGCUGUAGCCUCUGGUUUUAUAGUUUCAUCAACCUCAUUUUUGUAUGUGGUAAUGCAUCUUCAACAUCCUAUUCCAUGUUAGAAACUGACUUGGGAAUAGCUUGGUCAUUCAGACCACCUGUAAAUUUGGAUGGAUGUCCCGAAGUAUUUACUGUUUAUCUAGCCAAGGAUUCUCUUUUCUUUAGAUAACUGUUUUAGAUUCUAGGACCAAAGUGCAAAGGAGAAGUUCUAUUCAAAGGCAGUAGUCAAAAUACUAUUAUUUUAGUUGACAUAAUUGGUAUUUACUAUGUUGGUCACUUUUCCAGGCUGCUCUAAAUUAGCUUAGAAUGAGACCUGUCAAACAUCCACCUUUGGGACUAUAAUAAAAUUAAAUCAAGCUGGAAUAGCUAACAUUGCAGCUGUCAAGUUCCCCACAGAUAUCCCAAGGAAUAAAGGGAUAGCAUUUUGCUUAGGCAAAAUUCUAAGACUCAAGUUCCUGCCCUUCUGGUACAGGGGCGUUUAAUACUGAAUGUGUAACAGGAGCACUGCCUUUACCAAAUCAAAUGAGUGAGAGGUUAACUAGAAAAUGUGACAAUCACAUUUCCUCUUAGCUCAAAUAAUUCUGUUUUUCCAAAGCUUUAGCAGCUUAAUUAAAUCUAUUGGACUGAGGGAGGAGAGAAAUGUUCUCUAGUGGUUAACAUGGUAUUCUUUAAGAAGAAAAAACAAAGCCAAAGAAAAUGCAUUAUCUGGCUUAUUCGCCUUAAAGGUGGUAGUAGGUAGAAUCUGGGGUUUUAAUUACUUUUCAAAGCUGCCUAUCUAAAUAUUUGAUAUUGCCCUCUUAGUAUUUCAGGUAGAAUUCCUGCUGUAUUUUUUAUUUGAGUAAGGGUUAUAUGCAUUUAACUAGCUUUCUUCAUCCAUGCAGACAUUCUCUCACCAUAGGGGUCUUGACAAAGCAGAGUAAAAAUGUUCUGUUUACGUAGUUUACUUGUAAGUAAGGAACCUGAAAUAACUUGUAGUUUUGCAUUUAAUGUAGGCCCUGAUUUAAUUGCAUUGUUGUCAGGAUCACUUAUGAAACUGAUGUUUGGUGCCUCCUCUUUAUUAUGUUUUUUCCCUUGUAGCAGUUGUAUUUAAUGUCAUUAAAAAGAAAUAAAGUUCGGGCAGCGCCUGUGGCUCAGUGGGUAGGGCACUGGCCCCAUAUACCGAGAGUGGUAGGUUCGAACCGGGCUCUGGCCAAACUGCAACAAAAAAUAGCCCGGCGUUGUGGCGUGUGCCUGUAGUCCCAGUUACUCGGGAGGCUGAGGCAAGAGAAUCGCCUAAGCCCAGGAGUUGGAGGUUGCUGUGAGCUGUAAUGCCACGGCACUCUACCGGGGGUGACAAAGUGAAACUCUAUCUCAAAAAAAAAAUCUGCACCCAAAGGCUUGCCCGACUGUUAGGGACACUCUCUGUGGAACAAGAGAAAGGACAUGCAGGUUAGUGAAGGAGCUGGGUUCCAGACCAGGGCAUGUUUUCUUCCCCUUUUCCAAGUAUCGGAACAAAAGGAGAUGAUAUACUGCUCUAAUCAGGGUCCCCUACCAAGUCCAUUCAGAGAAUUGUGUAACAGGUAAGCCUGGUAGCAGAAAGAACCAGUAGUUGACCUGCCUGUCGGCCCUUCUGUACAACUCGUUAACUUAAUGUAUGAAACACUUAAAGAUUUAAAUCCUAAUUAACCAAUGUCUUUCUAAACACAGUAGAACCUCCAUAGUUGGUUACCUCCCUCCACUGACCACUUCCUUAAGAUGACCUAAUUUUCAUAGAUCAGGCAUGCACCAUAGGUAUGUAUUAGUAUCAUAAGCCUUAUGUUGACUACCUCUAUAUGUUGACCAAUUUAUUACAGUCUGUUGGGUGGUUAACUUACAGACUUUCUACUGUAUGUACAUACUGAUAGCAAUUAGUAGCAAAAUUAUUCAGUAAGUUAUAAUUGUUUUUAGAGACAGAGUUUCACUUUGUCACCCUUGGUAGAGUGCUGUGACGUCACAACUCACGGCAACCUCCAACUCCUGGGCUUAGGCAAUUCUCUUGCCUCAGCCUCCUGAGUAGCUGGGACUACAGGCACCAGCCACAACACCUGGCUAUUUUUUUGUUGCGGAUUACAGGGCUGAGUUCGAAUCUGCCAGCCUCGGUAUAGUAAGUUAUAAUUUCUAAAAGUAUUUUAUAAUUGGUUUGAUGUUAAUUUACCUCUAAGUGUUUGCUUUCCAUGGAAAAUUUUGAACAUCACAUUUCCCAAAAUCUUUCUUUUUUUUUUUUUGAGACAGAGCCUCAAGCUGUUGCCCUGGGUACAGUGCAUGACAUCACAGCUUACAGCAACCUCAAACUCCUGGGCUCAAGCGAUUCUCCUGCCUCUGCCUCCCAAGUAGCUGGAACUACAGGCGCCCACCACAAUGCCCAGAUAUUUUUUGGUUGCAGCAAUCAUUGUUUGGUGGGCCCGAGUUGGAUUCAAACCCGUCAGCUCAGGUGUAUGUGGCUGGUACCUUAGCCGCUUGAGCCACAGAUGGGGACACUGAGGCUCAGGAAGGGUCAGUUCUUUUCCAGAGUUACAGAGCACCUAUGAGGCAGCACUGAGGUCUGAAGAGAUGAAUUUGUACAAUCAGUUUCAGAUCAGCUUGCUGCAGAGCAAGGCAGAAGAGAAUGGUAAUCCAUCUCACCUACAGGAUCCUACCAUGGUUGCCCAUUUCUCAUGGCUUCUCUAUUUCCUCAGGAUACCCUGGUGAUGGCAGAAAUGGAACCUGCACAGGGCCGUGUAGUCUUUGAGGAUGUGGCCAUAUAUUUCUCCCAGGAGGAGUGGGGGCAUCUUGAUGAGGCUCAGAGGUCAUUGUACCGAGAUGUGAUGCUGGAGAACAUGGCGCUUCUGUCCUCACUAGGUUGUUGGCAAGGAGCCUCAGGUGCAGAGGCACCUUCGGAACAAGGUGUUUCUGUGGUAAUGUCAGAGAUCAUGACUCCAGUACCCUGUGUAUCUUCCCAGAAGAUUCAGCCCAGGAAGACAUGUGACCCACUCUUGAAAGACAUUUUUUAUGUGGCUGCCCACAGUAGUAUACUUCCUGAGCAAGAGAUGUAUAUUUCUGCAUCAGAGCUUUUUCAGCACCAGAAGCAGGAGAUUGGAGAGAAUCUUUCCACAAAGGGAGACUAUUGGAGACCUUCAUUUGGAAAGAACCCCAGAGUUCACAUGGCAGAGAAGAUUUUCUCAUGCAGCGAGGGUGGGAAGGAUUUGCCGGCUCCCUCUAGCUUUCUGCAGCACCAGGCCCCUCAAAAUGGGUGGAAACCCUUCAGGGACACAGAGAACAGAGAAUUCUUUCUAACUGAACAAAAUGAUCACAAGUGCAGUGCAUGUGGGAAAAGCUUUGCCUUCAAACAUGCACUUAUUGAGCACCAAAAAAUCCACAGAAGAGAAAGGCCUUAUGAGUGCAACAAAUGUGGGAAAUUCUUUAGAUAUGGUGCCAACUUCAUGAAACAUCAGACAGUUCACAGUGGUGAAAGGACUUACGAAUGCAGAGAAUGUGGAAAAUCAUUUAUGUAUAAUUAUAGACUUUUGAGACAUAAGAGAGUUCACACUGGGGAAAGGCCUUAUGAAUGUGACAUAUGUGGGAAAUUCUUCAGGUACAGCUCUACAUUUGUUAGACAUCAGAGAGUUCACACUGGAGAAAGGCCUUACGAGUGCAGGGAAUGUGGGAAAUUCUUUAUGGACAGCUCCACACUCAUUAAACAUCAGAGAGUUCACACUGGAGAAAGGCCUUACAAGUGCAGUGAAUGUGGGAAAUUCUUUAGGUAUAUCUCAACACUCAUUAGACAUCAGAGAAUUCACAAUGGAGAGAGGCCUUAUGAAUGCAACAUAUGUGGUGAAUUCUUUAGAUAUAAUUCCAGCCUCAUUAAACAUUGGAGAAUUCACACUGGAGAAAGACCUUAUAAAUGUAGCGAAUGUGGGAAGUCCUUUAGGUACCACUGCAGGCUCAUUAGACAUCAGAGAGUUCACACUGGAGAAAGGCCUUAUGAGUGCAGUGAAUGUGGGAAAUUCUUUCGGUACAACUCCAACCUCAUUAAGCAUUGGAGAAAUCACACUGGAGAAAGGCCGUAUGAGUGUAGAGAAUGUGGGAAAGCCUUUAGCCAUAAACAUAUACUUGUUGAGCACCAGAAAAUUCACAGUGGAGAAAGACCUUAUGAGUGCAGUGAGUGUCAGAAAGCCUUCAUUCGAAAGUCUCACCUGGUUCAUCACCAGAAAAUCCACAGUGAAGAGAGGCUUAUGUGCUCCCUGAAUGUGGAGAGUUCUUUAGGCACAACACCAGCCCCAUUAAAUAUCAGAGAUUUCACAAUGGAGAAACAUUGCCACUGACAAUUUAAAUUGGAUAUUUCACUGAUGUUAGAUAAAUUCACAUAUUUAUGCAACUUAUUUUUAAAACUCAACUUGCAAAAGUGAAACUCCAGCCAGUAAAUGACACCUCGUUCAUUCCCCUUCCUUACUGUUCCUGGCAACUACAGUUCUACACUCUGUAUUAUGUUCUCUAUCUUUUUUUUUGCAGUUUUUGGCAGGGGCUGGGUUUGAACCUGCCACCUUUGGCAUAUGGGGUUGGCGCCCUACACUCUGUAUUAUGAAUUCUACACUGAUUAGUACCUCAUAUAAGUGGAUUCAUGCAGUGUUUGUGUUUUUAAGAUUGGCUUAUUUUACUUAGGAUAAUAUCCUCAAGGGUUGUUCAUGUCAUAGCGUGUAUCAGAAUUUUCUUUCUUUUUAGGUGAAAUAAUUUUCUGUUGUACAUAAAUACCACUUUUCUUUAUCCAUUCAUCUGUCCAUGGACACUUGCAUUACUUCCAUCUUUUAGCUGUUGGAAAUAAUGCUGCUAUGAAGGUGAGCAUAAAAGUAUCUAUUCAAGACCCAGCUUUCAGUUCUUUUCCCUGCUAGAAAAGGAGAUUGUUGAUUAUAUAGCAUUUACAUUUUUGAUCUUUUGAGGAACUGUUUUCCAUUCAUACUGGCACCAUUUUUAACAGUGCACAAAAGUUCCAAUCUAUGCAUUUCAUCACAAAUGUUCAUUUUCUCAUGUUGAUUUUUGUUUUUCUGGGUUUUUUUGGACAAUAGCUAUCUUACUGUGUAUGAGAUAGUUUCAUUGUUUUUAUUUUGCUAAUGAUGUCGAGCAUCUUUUCAUAUGCUUGUUAAGCAUUUGUAUAUGUGGAGAAAUAUCUGAGUCUUCUAAAAAGAUUUUUUAAAUGGGAUUAUUUGCUUUUAUUUAUUUAUUUUUGAGUUGUAAGAAUUCUUUAUGCUGGAUAUUAACCCUUUACAAAUACAUAAUUUAAAAAAAUCUCCAGUCCAUAGGUUGUUUUUUUCUUUUUUUCUUUUUUUUUGGUGGUGAUUAUUUUUUGCUUUGUUGAUUGUACAGAUGACCCUCUAUAUUUUUAGGUUCUAUAUCUAUGGAUUGAACUAACCAUGGAUAAAAAAUAUUGGGAAAUGUAGGUAUAUGCCUAAUAGAAGAACAAAAUAACUCAGGGUCCUAGCACUCUGGGAGGCUAAGGUGGGUGGAUUGCCUGAGCUCACAGGUUUGAGACUAGCCUGAGCCAGUGUGAGACCCCCGUCUCUAAAACUAGCCAGGCAUUGUGGCCAAUGCUGGUCAUCCCAGCUUCUUGGGACACUAAGACAAGAGAAUUGCUUGAGGCUAGGAGUUUGAGCUUGCUGUGAGAUAUGAGGCCACAGCACUCUACUGGGGGCAAAAAAGUGAGACUGUCUCAAUACAAAUAAAAAAUAACUCAGAGAAAAAAGCAUAUUUGUAUCUAUACAGAACACAUAUAGGCUUUUCUUGUCAUUCCCUCAACAAAGUCUAACAAUUGUUUACAUAAUAGUUAUAUUAAGUGUUAUAAUCUAGAGAUGAUUUAGCAUAUAAGAUGAUGUGGGUGGCAUAUAUGCAAAUAUUACAUCUUUUUAUAUAAUCAGACUUUUGUAUCCACAGGGUAUCCUAGAAGCAGUACCCCACAGAUACCAAAAAGACAAUUGUCAUCCAGUUUAUUGCUUUUUAUUGCUGUUACCUGUUUUGUUUUGGGAGGAGUUUUGUUUGUUUUUUGAGAGGGAGUCUCACUCUUGUUCUAGGUAGAGUGCUGUGUGGUGUCAUAGCUCACAGCAACCUCAAACUCUUGGGCUCAAGAGAUCCUCUUGCCUCAGCCUCCCUCUAGAAUAGGUGGGACUACAGCUGCCUGCAACAAUGCCUGGCUAGUUUUUCUAUUUUUAGUAAAGAUGGGGUCUUACUCUUGCUCAGCCUGGUCCCCAAUUCCUCAGCUUAAGGGUUCCUCCCACCUCAGCCUCCCAAGGUGCUAGGAUUACUACCUGUGUUUUUGAUCCUUCUCCUAGAAAUCAUUAUUAAAGCCAAAG